Messenger RNA from Serendipita indica DSM 11827, 1077 nucleotides. The record is from the annotation of a GenBank genome assembly. Lineage: Eukaryota; Fungi; Basidiomycota; Agaricomycetes; Sebacinales; Serendipitaceae.
AUGCCACCGAGGACAUGUCAAUUCUGCCAGAACGCCAGAGCGAUCAUUAGAAGACCAAAGACGGGAGAUCACGUCUGCAAAGAGUGCUUCUUUAACGUGUUUGAGACCGAAGUUCAUAACACUAUUCAAGAGGCAAAGCUUUUCAAGCCAGGCGAUCGGGUCGCUAUUGGUGCUUCGGGAGGAAAAGACUCUACAGUGCUCGCUCAUGUGAUGAAAACGCUCAAUGAGAGAUACGACUAUGGGUUAAACUUAUUUCUCCUAUCAAUAGACGAGGGAAUCACCGGGUAUCGAGAUGACUCACUAGAGACAGUCAAACGGAACCAACAGCAAUACGAUCUACCACUCAAGAUACUUAGCUACAAAGAGUUAUACGGAUGGACUAUGGACGCUAUUGUGGAACAGGUCGGAAGAAAGAACAACUGCACAUUCUGCGGGGUAUUUAGAAGACAGGCACUGGAUCGUGGUGCAGCAAGCUUGAACGUUGACCAUAUCGUGACCGGACACAAUGCGGACGACAUUGCCGAGACCGUACUGAUGAACAUUAUGCGCGGGGAUAUUGCUCGUCUUGGACGUUGUACACUGAUCUGCACACAAGGCGAAGACACAAUACGCCGCUCAAAGCCUCUCAAGUACGCUUAUGAAAAGGAGAUCGUAAUGUAUGCAUACUUCAAGAAGCUGGAUUAUUUCUCGACCGAGUGCAUAUACUCCCCGGACGCGUAUCGAGGUCACGCAAGAAGCUUUCUCAAGAGCUUAGAGGUCGCACGACCGAGUGUUAUUAUUGAUAUCAUUCGCUCUGGCGAAGCCUUCGAAGUGGCUCAGGAAGUCGUCAUCAAAGAGCAACGGAAGUGUAGUCGAUGCGGAUACAUUGCAAGCAAUGAGCUAUGCAAGGCAUGUACCCUUUUAGAGGGUCUUGAACGAGGGAUACCCAAGCUCGGCAUUCGAGAUGGAAAGCGGAAGAAGAUUGAGAUUGAGGCUACUGAGCCUGACGGGCCUCUCAGAACGAUACCAAUGUUCAAGCUUCCCUCUGUUAUGGAGAACUCCCAAGCUGCUCGAACAGAGACGACAGCUCCUUCGUGA